GGUUAGUGAAGGCGCAGUACAGUCAACAUCAGCAGAUGCUCGUCUGCAGCGCGUACGACUUCUAUCCAAAGCAAAUCAGGGUGACGUGGCUGAGAGACGGAAAGGAGGUCACAUCUGAUGUGACAUCCACUGACGAGCUGCCCAAUGGGAACUGGCUGUAUCAGAUCCACAGCUACCUGGAGUUCACGCCUAAACCUGGAGAGAAGAUUACCUUCAUGGUGGAGCAUGAAAGCCUCAAAGAACCGAAGCUUUAUGACUGGGAGCCGGAGUCGGAUUCAAAGUGGAGUAAGAUUGCUGUUGGCUCAGCAGGGCUGCUGCUCGGUUUGCUGUUUUCUGUUGCUGGCUUCAUCUAUUACAAGACAACAUCAAAUGGACGGGUGGUGGUGCCUACAACAGAGAAUGUAUGUCCAGAAGAAACCCUUUAGGCUGCAGGAAUGUUGAGAAGCCCCACACACAUCUAUCAACCACCGGAAACUGUUCUUAAUCCCACAUUUGAUAGGAACUCGAAAGAGGGAACAUAUGACCCCUGUCCUGGCCUCACUUCACUGGCUGCCUGUCCGCAGAUCAGCGGCUCUUGGAGCGAGAUCCAGAAGGAAGCUCAGAGGUGACCGGGCUUUCUCUGUCAUGGGCCCUAAGUUAUGGAACGACUUGCCUUUGCAGG
Molecule: messenger RNA, 661 nt
Organism: Poecilia reticulata (guppy)
Lineage: Eukaryota; Metazoa; Chordata; Actinopteri; Cyprinodontiformes; Poeciliidae
Source: RefSeq, a predicted model, not a curated record